CACUACAUGGUCAUCAUGAAUUCCAAGUUCUGUGGCAUCCUGCUCCUGGGAUCCUGGGUAUUGAGUAUUUUUAACUCUCUAUUACAUGACUUACUGAUUUUGCGACUCUCUUUUUGCACAGAUCUGGAAAUCCUUCACUUUGUCUGUGAACUUAAUCAGGUGAUCCAACUUGCUUGCUCUGAAACCUUCCUCAAUGACCUGAUGAUCUAUCUCACAAGUGGACUUCUGGGUGUUGUUCCACUCACUGGCAUCCUGUUCUCUUACUCUAGAAUUGUCACUUCCAUUUUGAGAAUUUCAUCAGUGAGGGGCAAGUAUAAAGCAUUUUCCACGUGUGGGUCUCACCUCUCAGUGGUCUCUUUGUUCUAUGGUACAAGCCUUGGGGUGUAUCUGAGUUCUGCUGCUGCACAAAACUCCAGGACAAGUGCCAUAGCCUCAGUCAUGUACACAGUGGUGACACCCAUGCUGAACCCCUUCCUCUACGGCCUGAGGAACAGAGACAUCAAGCAAGCCCUGGGAAAGCCCUUUAGCAGAGGGACGUUCUCAGCACAUAAGAUUCUUUGUUUCAGGAUAAAGACUUGA
Molecule: messenger RNA, 579 nt
Organism: Puma concolor (puma)
Lineage: Eukaryota; Metazoa; Chordata; Mammalia; Carnivora; Felidae
Product: olfactory receptor 7A10-like
Biological process (GO): G protein-coupled receptor signaling pathway
Cellular component (GO): membrane
Molecular function (GO): G protein-coupled receptor activity; olfactory receptor activity
Source: RefSeq, a predicted model, not a curated record